CAGAGAAAGGACGUGGAACUUGUUACACCACCUCACUGUGGUUGUUAUACGAGAGUUUUACACAGUAGUUAUACACAAAUACCAUGAAAAUAACGAAUGACAAUUUUUCCGGAUACAGUUACGCUGCAGAGGAAGUGGAAAUAGACAACUGGCCGGCAGCGGCCCUUCCGAACAGAAGUGCGUUUAAAAAGCUUGAGGACCGUCGUCGACGUCGUGAAGCGAUUCUUAUUCUGUGUGGCAGGGGCGGGGGGGUCUGGCAGCGAUCAUGGAGGGGAACAGCGAGUCCGCCGUCAUCAGGAGCCUGAAACGCUUCAGGGACAAGUACUUCCUUAAUGUGAGAAGUGACCCGAGCGGCGUCCAGCAAACGGCAGACAAGGAGGAAGAGCGAACAGGCGAAGGAGGAUACUUGGACAGUCUGCCGGUGGACUUGCAGUUUCGCAUCAUGUCCUUCCUGACCCCCCAAGACCUCUGUCGGCUGGGGGGGACCAGCUGUUACUGGAGGUCAGUUGUCCGAGACCCCCUGCUCUGGAGGUACUUUCUGCUCCGAGACAUGCCGCUCUGGCCCUCCGUUGACCACACCAGUAUGCCCAACUUAGAGGCUUUGGAGGCACCGCUCUUUCGGGACGAGGACGACACCAGUCAAGACUUCAUGGCAGAUUACCUGAGAGGCAGUCCUGCGUGUAGACGGCAAUGGCGCCGCCCGAAGUCUGCCCAUAGGGUCACAUCCUUCUUUCAGUCCCUUGUGGUCCCCACAGAGCCCCGUUUUGCCAUGUUUGGGCCAGGCCUGGAGCAGCUGGAUGUCUCCCUGGUUGCAAAGCUGAUGCACUCGCCAAAUGUCCUGCCUGUGGCAGCAGGGAUUCCCCAGAGACAGAUUGAAGGUAUUGGUUCUGGAAUUAGUUUCAUGUUCAAUGAUCAGCACAGGUUCAACAUUUUGACCCUUUACUCAAACAACAGGAUGGAAAGGGAAAGAGCCCGUGCUGAACAGCAGAAUGUGCAGAGUAAACUGUUUGUCCAAGAUGACCCCAACUGCUGCAUCGUACCUCAGGUUCAGGAAGUAUGUCGAGCUGUGGAUGGCUUCAUCUACGCAGCCAAUUCUGAACCUGGAAGAGGUGACAAGCGGGAAAUGGAGCGAGCUCAGAUCCGGGCCAUGCUGGAUCCAGCCUUGGGCCCAUCAUCACGGCCCAUACUAGUUCUGUCCUGUGUGGCCAGGGAAGAGCCAGGUGGAGCUAGAACCAGGACCCCUUGUGUGUACCUGGCACAACAGCUCAAUCUCCAAAUUCUGCCCAACCCAUGGAUGGUGCAAGAUAUUGUGAAUGAAUCACUGACUGGACUUUUGGAUGGCAUUGGAUGGUUGUUAAAGGCAUCUGGCCUCAGACUGUAGCUGGAAAUGCCCAAGAAUCAGCACAAGAAGGGUUUGAGUUAUGUACUACUCUUGCCUCUACCGGUCAUUCAUGAAGUAAUUAAGUGGCCUACCAUGUCACACAUUUUUCUGGAUAGUCCCGAGUCGAAUAUCAUGCUAUCUGCAAAGUUCUCUGCUGAUUUACUUUGAAUUAAACAUUUUGGGAGAUUGCCAGGGUUUUGUAAUGUGUCCCUGAAAGUCUAGUUUU
Molecule: messenger RNA, 1607 nt
Organism: Scleropages formosus (Asian bonytongue)
Lineage: Eukaryota; Metazoa; Chordata; Actinopteri; Osteoglossiformes; Osteoglossidae
Gene: fbxo4
Product: F-box protein 4
Exons: 7
Coding region: 266-1381 (371 amino acids)
Biological process (GO): protein polyubiquitination; SCF-dependent proteasomal ubiquitin-dependent protein catabolic process
Cellular component (GO): SCF ubiquitin ligase complex
Molecular function (GO): protein binding
Source: RefSeq, a predicted model, not a curated record